Messenger RNA from Loxodonta africana (African savanna elephant), 3786 nucleotides. Its product is annotated as T-lymphocyte surface antigen Ly-9-like. The transcript is spliced from 10 exons. Gene Ontology annotation, biological process: T cell activation. Gene Ontology annotation, cellular component: external side of plasma membrane. The coding region runs from base 39 to 2015 and encodes 658 amino acids. The record is from RefSeq and is a predicted model, not a curated record. Lineage: Eukaryota; Metazoa; Chordata; Mammalia; Proboscidea; Elephantidae.
GCUUCCUCCUUCAGCUUGGUAGCUGAAAGUAGACCAUCAUGGCGGACCCGAAGAGAUAUACAGAUGACUGUGUUCUAGGGCCUUUCUUAGUCAAGCCACAGAAGAGUCAGUCGCAGGUAUUCUCUUCCGCUUUGUGGACCCCUCUCCUCUUUCUUCUCGUGGGAUUAAGAGCCUCUGGAGAGGACUCAGUCCCAAUAGAGGUGGCGGGAACCCUGGAGGGGUUCGUGACUUUCCCCCUCACUAUCGCGGUGGACACAGAGAUUGAACACGUUGUAUGGACUGGUCCCCAAAAUGCCAUUGCUUUAGCACACCCAGGAGGAAUUACCAUUUUGGACAGAAGCUACCAGAGCCGACUAAACAUCUCCAGCAAGAGCUACUCUAUGCAACUGAGCAAACUGACCCUGAGGGAUGAGGGGCACUACCGAGCUCAGAUAAACACAAAGAACUCUAAUAGCACCACUGAAAAGACAUUCAUCCUGCACGUCUACGAGCAGCUGCAGGAGCCCAGAGUCACGGUGGAGCACACGGUGUCUGAGAGCACCUCCUGUAACCUCACCCUGGUGUGCUCCAUGGAGAGGGAAAGGAAAAGCGUUCUGUACAGCUGGACCAUGGUAGGCACCCAUGCUUCUGAGUCCUUUGAGGGCUCCACUCUCACCAUCUCCUGGAUGCCCUGUGAUCCAGAUGUGGCAUACACCUGCAUAGCCAAGAACCCUGUCAGCCAGAUCAGCUCUCACCCUGUCCAUGUCCCGCAGUUCUGUGCAGAUCCAGGAGCCUCCAGAGGAGGAACAAUGGGGGAGACAGUGGUAGGGAUGCUGGGGGAAUCGGUCACCCUGCCCCUGGUAGUCCUGACCAGUCAGGACAUAGAGAAAGUUGUCUGGAUGUUUAACACAUCCAUUAUCAGCAAAGAGCGGGGAGAAGCAGCAACAGCAGGCCCGCUCAUUAAGUCCAAGGAACCUGGCAAGGACAGGGUGCAGGUCUCCAGCCAGGACUAUGCCCUGAAGAUCAGCCAGCUGAAGAUGGAAGAUGCUGGCCCCUACAAUGCCUACAUGUGCUCAGGGGCCCGCAGAGUCAUGAGCACAAAGCACUUCACCCUGCACGUCUACCGGAGGCUGAAGAAGCCAGAAAUCACCUGGAGCUCUGGGCCCCCUGAGGACAGCAUCUGCAGAGUCACCCUGAUGUGCUCGGUGGAGGACAGUGGCGAUGAUGUAACAUACAGAUGGACUUUCUUGCAAAAGGGAGCUGUUGUGGCCCAAGGGGGGUCGCUUCUCAAUGUCUCCUGGAGUGGCAGCGAAUAUUACCCCAGCUUCACAUGCACAGCCAUGAACCCCGUCAGCAACAGUUCCCGGCAGCUUUUUCCUGGGAAUAUCUGUCCAGAGCCUUCGAGAAGCAUAAAGACUUGGAUUAUAGUCCUCCUGAUAAUUUCUACCCUUCUAUGCUUUGGAAUCUCCACCUGGUGCAUUUGGAAGCAAAAAAGACAGUGUGGGUUUGCUGAGACCGAUGGUUCAGCUCCAGCCCUCAGUGACAGCCAAGGUGAGGUUCCAGCUGAAACAUCAGAACCCACUGUUAGCCACAAUCUAUUCACCAUGCUUUCCCAAGGGUAUAAGAAGCUGGACCCUUUCCCUAAGACUGCCAGGCAAUGGCCCAGGACCACCUCAGACAACAGCUUUGACAGCAGCUUAACAACUGAGGAGGAUAAAGAGAGGACCGAGAUGCAGGAGGUUGUCAGUGGAAGGGACGCGAUAUAUGACUUGACCAUUCAGGAGGACAUGGCCUCCAAGGGGCAGGCAGAAUAUGAUCUCAUCACUCCAAGCAACGUGGUACCUGACCCCAUAGUUGAAGGGAAUACAGUGUAUACACAAGUGUUCUUCAGAUCGCGGGAAAAGGCUCCAGUUCUUCAGAAGAAAGACAGUUCAAACACAGUGUACUGCUCUAUACAGAAAUCCCAGCUGCCGAGACCACCACCACAACAGAAUGAUGAGUUUCCUGAAAUCUCUACCUAUGAAAAUUUCUCCUGAAAGGAAAAGCAGCUGCUACAUCUCUUCUAAAGUUGGAGAAGCAGCUGGACCUCCUAGGAACGGGGAAUCCUGUGGACAGAAUAUUUGAGAAUUUCCCUCUGUGUCUCAGACAUUCCUGGGUUUAUCUCCCCCUUCUCCUCACCUCAUAUGGCUUGCUGAGCCUUUUAAUAGAUCAGACCUAGGCUCCUUCUUGGAGCCCAUGGGCUUCAGAUGUCAUUGUUCCACUUGUUUCCUUGCAUUUUCAUAUUGUUUCCUCCUUUCAACUCAGAUACACCACCUCAAAUUCCUCCAAGGGGACCUGGACUGACCAUCCUUCAUACCUUUUUCUAAACAGUUGCUCAAAUGAAGCCUACAGAUAUUCUCACACAGUUGAACAAAUGCCUAUGUAAAAUGAUACUAGUUGCAGCAUUAUUUGAAAUAAAAGGCUGGAAACAACCUAAAUGUCCACUAGUGGAAGUCCAGUUAAAUACAUGAUGGUGCAUCCAUGCAAUAGCCAACCCUGCCACUUUCAUAAAGAAAGGGAAGACUAAACCAAAAGCAAAGUAGUUUGCUGAAUACACUGAACACUUCAAAGGCCAGUGUAGCAGGGGUAGGGGUUUAGGGGCCAUGGUUUCAGGCAACAUCUAAGUCAAUUGGCAUAACAAAAUCUAUUAAGAAAACAUUCUGCAUCCUACUUUGGUGAGUGGCAUCUGGGGUCUUAACCACUAGCAAGCAGCCAUCUAAGUUGCUUCAAUUCGUCUCAACCCACCUGGAGCAAAGGAGACUGAAGAACACCAAAGAUACAAGGUAAUUAUAAGCCCAAGAGAAAGAAAGGACCACAUAAACCAGAGACUACGUCAGCCUGAGACCAGAAGAACUAGAUGGUGCCCAGCUACAACCGAUGACUGCCCUGACAGGGAACACAACAGAGAACCCCUGAAGGAGCAAGAGAGCAGUGGAAUGCAGACCUCAAAUUCUUGUAAAAAGACCAGACUUGAUGGUCUGACUGAGGCUAGAAGGACCCUGGAGGUCAGGGUCCCUAGACCUUCUGUUAGCCCAAGACAGGAACCAUUCCCAACGCCAACUUUGGGAUAGAAAAUGAUACUGAUGAAGAGUGAGCUUCUUGGAUCAAGUAGACCCAUGAGACUAUGCAGGCAGCUCCUGGCUGGAUGGGAGAUGAGAGAGCAGAGGGGGUCAGAAGCUGGUUGAAUGGACAUGAAAACAGAGUGGAGGGAAGGACUGUGCUGUCUCAUUAGGGGGAGAGCAACUAGGGGUAUGUGUUAGGUGCCGUCGAGUCAGUUCUGACUCAUAGCGACCCUGUGCACAGCAGAACAAAACACUGCCUGGUCCUGCGCCAUCCUUAUAAUCAUUGUCAUGCUUGAGCUCACUGUUGCAGUCACUGUGUCAAUCCACCUCAUUGAGGGUCUUCCUCUUUUCCGCUGACCCAGUACUCUGCCAAGCAUGAUGUCCUUCUCCAGGGACUGAUCCCUCCUGACAACAUGUCCAAAGUAUGUAAGACGCAGUCUCGCCAUCCUUGCCUCUAAGAAGCAUUCUGGCAGCACUUCUUCCAAGACAGAUUUGUUCGUUCUUUUGGCAGUCCAUGGUAUAUUCAAUAUUCUUUGCCAACGCCACAAUUCAAAGGUGUCAGCUCUCGUUUGGUCUUAUUCAUGGUCCAGCUUUCACAUGCAUGGAGUAUAUAGCAAGGUGUAUAUAAAUUUUUGUAUGAAAGACUGACUUGAUUUGUAAACUUUCACUUAAAGCACAAUAAAAAUUAAAAAAAAAAAAAAGGGAA